GAGGAGGGGGCCGCGGGUUGGCGGGGACGCGCGUCAGUCAGCGCCGCGCGGGGCCCCGAGCGGUGGGGCGGCCCUCGGGGAGGGUGGCAGGUUCGGGGCCGCGCGGCGCGUGAACGCGCUGCCGCCUCCCCUCCGCCGCCUCAGGGCCGGUAGGUAGCCCGUGGGUCGCAGCGCCCCGGCCCUCGUGGGGGCGGCGGUGAGGCCCGGGCGGCCGCGGCCGGGGGUGGCCUCGGGGCGCCCGCCAUGAGCCAGGCGGAGCGCAAGGGCGGCGCCGCCCUGGAAGUCAAGUUCGUGCCCGACGAGGCUGUCCUGAGGCACAUCGCCGACGACGCAGGUAUUAAAGUACGAAAAGACAAAACUCCACUGACAGUCAAUGUGAAGAGAUUUGUGAAGAAGCUCGAUACUCUCUCAGAUGAUGAAGCUCAAGAGUUCCUGGAAGAGAAGGACUAUGUUGCUGCUCUAGGCAUAUGUGCUCAAGAUUUGAUGGAAAAUGGCUCAAGUGUAGGUGGUAGUGAAGUUUACUCAUUCCAAACUCCCAAACGCUCCAACAAAAUGGCAGAGCUGGCCUCUGAAUUAGCCCAGACGCCAGGACAGAGUGUUGCAUCUGAUCACUCUGAGUGCCCUGAGAAGAAAACCAAAACCCCUCAAAGCAGCAAACAUUCAAGUUCAAACAAAGUUCAGCAGAAGGGUAAAAAGAAUGAUUUUAUGUCUACCACACCUUACAGACUCCGCAAAAGGCUAGCAGCUCCAGAUGCUUGCUUAGAAAGUGAAAGUGAAUAUUCUGCUUCCUGCUCAGAGGAGGAGGACGAUGAAGAAAGCCAGAAAGAAGUCAGCACUGUUUUAUCAAGUCUAAAGACACCAGCAAAAGCUAAGGUUGCAUCUACACCUCCUUCCAGAAAAAAAGUAACCAAAAAAAAGGACAAGAUGAGCAACCUGGUGGAGGAAUACUUUGAAGCUCACAGUACUUCCAAAGUGCUCACUUCAGAUCGAACACUGCAGAAGUUACGGAAGAGAAGAUUGAAUCAGCAAACACUGCAUGACCUUCUGGAAAAGUCUCCCCUUGCCUAUGCUGCUGAAAUUGAAGAGCUAAACCAGCAAUAUGAGUCCCUGUUUUCCAAGUGGAUGUUGCAAUUACACUUGGGUUUCAACAUUGUGCUUUAUGGACUGGGCUCAAAGCAUAAUUUGUUAGAGAAGUUUCGCAUCUCUAUGCUCCAGGACACCGUUCACCUUGUAGUUAACGGAUACUUCCCUAGCAUCACUGUGAGAUCUAUUCUCACUUCCAUCACAGAGGAGGUACUGGACCAUAUAGGGACCUUUCGCAGCCCCCUUGACCAACUUGAAUUCAUCAUUAAAAGGUUUAAAGAAGAUUCAUCUUUGGAGCUCUAUGUCCUUAUUCAUAACCUGGACAGCCAGAUGUUGAGAGGAGAAAGAAGCCAGCAGAUCCUUGCACAGCUGUCCUCUCUGCCUAGUGUUUACCUCAUUGCCUCUAUUGAUCACAUCAAUGCUCCUCUCAUGUGGGAUCAAGCAAAGCAAAGCCUUUACAAUUGGCUUUGGUAUGAGACAACCACGUUUAGUCCUUACAUGGAAGAAACAUCUUAUGAAAAUUCACUGUUAGUACAGCAAUCGGGAUCUUUGGCUUUGAGUUCCCUAACGCAUGUCCUGCGCAGUCUCACACUGAAUGCCAGGGGGAUAUUCAGACUGCUUGCCCAGUACCAGCUGGAGAACAAGGACAACCCAUCUUACCCAGGCCUCUCUUUCCAAGACUUCUACCAGCAGUGUCGGGAGGCUUUCCUUGUAAACAGUGACCUGACACUCAGGGCCCAGUUGACAGAAUUCAGGGACCACAAGCUCAUCCGGACCAAACGGGAGUGUCCAUUGAUCCUAGAGGAGGCCUUAAAUGCCACUUACAAGCUCUCCAUCUUAGUAGCCCUUAGAGGUUGGGAGAAUGCUGAAGUUUUGCAGCUUUUCUUCAUUGUGUUUCUCAGGUGUUACCUGGUAUAUCCCUCACUGACAGAAGCCACAUGACAGAAGCCACAGGACAGAGGUUUACAUUCUGAGUUUGGUUUGUAUAGGAAAACACAGGAUAUCUACUUAUCCUACUGUCAAUUAGAUUCUUCAGUGUAGGAACUAUUUAACUUUGCUGGAGAGUCUGAUGGGGGAAAACUGGUACAUGCUAGCAGUACUCUCCACCUUCCUUCCACAGAACAUUUUCCAACUAACAUCCUCUUUUGGUAUUAUGUGCACCUGUGUUUUACAGGCUGCAAUUCCAAACUUAGCAAAACACAUCAGAUCCUGCCUGCUGCUGCUUAGGCUACCAUCAGAACCACUAAAACUGUGAUCAAGGCGUUGUGUCUUACCCAAGCUCUGUAAGUUAGCUUCAGAGCUCAUGAACAAGUGCUCUGAUUUAUUAGUUAACGGUUUUGGUGGAGUAUCAUGCAAGUGAUGCCCAUACAAGUCAAAAACAAGUGCAGGAAAUACCACCACAUAUCUUAUAAGAGGCUACCUUUGAAUCAAUUCUUGGCUGAUACUGUGAUGCAAGCAUGAAAGCUAAAGAAAAUUACUGUGAAUUAAUUCCUGUGUUUUUCUUGUUAAAGUAUUUCAGCCUGAUUUCAGACUGUCUGGAUGACUAUUCCACCUAUGCAUUGAUUUUCUCCCUCUUGCAUUCAGUGCAUAUACUAAGGAUACUGGCUCUUCGGUAUAGAUCUGGUGGCAUUUUUGUCUUCUGCAGCAAUUCUGGACUAUUGUAUUUGGAGGGAUCAGUUGUACAGUUCCCUCCUUUAUUUGGGGAAGAAGGAAUUUCUUUCCACUUCGACUCUCAGCUUACUCAAAGGUCUUCAUGGUAUUGAUAAGAAUGACUGUUUUUUUUAUAUACCU
Messenger RNA from Anas platyrhynchos (mallard), 2874 nucleotides. It is a transcript of the gene ORC2, whose product is annotated as origin recognition complex subunit 2. Gene Ontology annotation, biological process: DNA replication. The record is from RefSeq and is a predicted model, not a curated record. Gene Ontology annotation, cellular component: nuclear origin of replication recognition complex; nucleus. Gene Ontology annotation, molecular function: DNA replication origin binding. Lineage: Eukaryota; Metazoa; Chordata; Aves; Anseriformes; Anatidae.